Chenopodium quinoa (quinoa) is the source of this 5998-nucleotide messenger RNA. RefSeq names its product proline-rich protein 36-like. The coding region runs from base 488 to 5614 and encodes 1708 amino acids. Gene Ontology annotation, molecular function: ATP binding; protein kinase activity. The record is from RefSeq and is a predicted model, not a curated record. The transcript is spliced from 13 exons. Lineage: Eukaryota; Viridiplantae; Streptophyta; Magnoliopsida; Caryophyllales; Amaranthaceae. Gene Ontology annotation, biological process: protein phosphorylation.
UCUUAGUAUUUUUUUUUUUAAUUUCUUUUUCUCUCUAAUUAGGGAAGAUGGACAUAAUUAAUAAACUAGUACAGUGUAUAAUACAAGUGUAACUACACCUUCUUUUAUUAUUUAAUUAAUAAUUAGUCAGUUAUUGGCAUUUCUCUUAACUCUUGACAGUAGAAACGGUUCAUGGCAACCGCAGUUCUGUGCUUUAGCCAGCUUUAGUUUUCAGAGUUGCAGGAAAUAAGUGGGAAAAAAAAAGAGGGAUUUUUUUAAAUUAAAUUUUUAUUCUAAAAAGAUUGCUUGGUUUUUGGGUUUCUGUAGAUUAAAUUAUAUUCUUAUUGCUUAAAAAUUACUGCUAUUUUCUGGGUGAGAAGUGAUUUUGCUUAAAAUCACAAAUUUGGUGAUUUUUUUUUUUUUUUGUUCUUGGUUUUAUGGGUUGUUUAAUUUUCUAUGAUUAAAAAGCUUAAAAUUCAGAGAUUUGAAUUUUAUACUACUUCAUGGGAUGGGGUUGAUGCUUCAAGUUACUUGGCAAUUGAUGAAUCUAUUCAUCAUUGCUGUAGCUAUUCUUGUUCCAGGAUCUCCAGGUUUUGGUGAACCUCUGUCACUGGAGUCCUCAUCUCCAAUUCCUUCCAUAGAAACACAAGUGCCUAAUUUCAUACUUGAACAAGAGCCACUGCAAAAUGGUUUGAUCGUUCAGCCUCCCAUUUCAUCUCCAUCAAUCAAUUCUCCUCCAGUUUAUCAGUUAAUCCAAGGGCCACCACCCUUCCCGACACCAAGACAAUCAAAUACACUGCCACCACAGCAUGGCUUCCAUGGUUCCACACCAACAUCAUCUGAGGAAUCACCAAGCUAUUCAGCUUUUCCAUCUGCAAAGGCUCCACAAGAAUCCACGUCACCACCUGCGGCCCAGCAAUCAAAUGAUUUGGCACCAUCUUUACAAGCUGCUAAACCACCACAUUAUACAACUCAACCAGCUAGUGAUGAGCCAUCAUAUGAUUCAAUUAUGAUUCCGUCUGUUGAGCCACCACGUGCUUUAGCAGUUCCACCGACUGCAAAGCCGCCAGUAGUCAUACCUCAAGUGUCAAGUACUAUAUCACCACCAGAGCCUUUCCCAUUGGCAUCUCCUUCACCACAUAUGGAAGUUUCACAGCAUAAUACAACCAUGCAAUCCCUUCCUAUUCCUCCGAUACCGGAAUCUGAGGCCCCAAUUAUUUCAACAUCACCAUCUGUUUUGGUUCCACAAGCUGCAAAGCCCUUAGAUCUUAAGCCCCCAUUGCCAGCUGCGGAGCCACCAUAUGCGUCAGCUAUUCCACUAGCAGCAAAGCCACCGGUGGCCGUAUCUCGGCAGCCAACUUCUCAACCACCAGAGGCUCUAGCAUCUCCUUCACCACCACGGGAAGUUUCACAACAUAAUUCAACCAUGCAGUCACCUCCUAUGUCUGGAGCUGAUGCUCCAGUUGUAUCAACUCCACCGACUGUAUUGGCCCCUUCACAUGCUUCAUCUCAGCCACUAGAUGCUAGGCCUCCUCAAAGUAAGCCAAUAGAUUUUAAGCCCCCGUUGCCUAUUGCAGAAACACCACAUGCAAAGUCACCUGGGAUCUUACCUCAAUUGCCAAGUGCUGAACCACCAAAGGCGUUACCUCAAGCAUUUCCUUCGCCACCACCAAAAUUCUCGCAACAUUCUUCGACCAUGCAGUCCCCUCCUAUUCCUACCGAGACCCCAGUAAAUUUAACUCCCCCGACUGUUAUGGCCCCAUCACAUGCUUCUUCUCAUCCAUUAGUUGCAAAACCUCCUCAUAGUUCGGAUCUUCCAUUUGUUGCUAAGCCCCCAUUGUCUGUUGCCGAACCACCGCAUGCUUCAUCGGCAAAGCCUCCACUGGUCAUACCUCAAUUGCCUUCUGCUCAACCACCAGAAGUAUUACCUCACAUUCCUGUUGCUGAGGCCCCACCUAACUCAACUUCACCUGCUAUUUUGGCCCCGACACAUGCAUUAGCUCAACCACCACGAGCUGCUAAACCUUCUCAUAUUCCGGCUCUUCCACUGGCCGCAAACCCACCGUUUCCCGAGCCCCCAUUGCCUACAAAGCCACCACAAGGAUUGAAUUUGACACCUCCCCCAAAGGCAUCGCCAAUUUUACCUUUGCUACACCCUACAAUGCCACCACAUCCUUUAGAUACGCAGUCUCCUCCACCUGAGUUAGGCAUGCCAAAUGCAUCAUCUCCUCCGCCUCAGUUGAGCAUGCCGAAUAAAUCAUCUCCUAUGCCUCAACCAGUGCCACCUCAUCAAUCAUCUCCCUCUCCACAAUCGGUUUCACCAUAUACGAUGUCUCCCCCACCACAGUUGGUCUUGCCGCAUGCUCCUCCCCCAACUUCUACCGUGCCUUCAAAUGCUUCUCUUCCUCCUUCAAUGGCGCCUCCUACCUUGGACCCUCCACCAACUUUAGCUUCACCUUCUCCUCUUCCAUCAAAUGUUCUAUCUCCUCCGCCUCAACAUGUGCCCCCAAUUCUAUCUUCUCCUCCCCCUCAACUGAUCCCUCCAAUUGCAUCUUCUCCUCUUCCUCAACUGAUCCCUCCACCUGCCUCUCCUCCAACGUCUGCAUUCCCUUCAAAUGCUUCAGUACCACCGUCUUCUGUGAUGCCUCCACCAGAUUUACCUUUACCACCCCCAGCUGUUCCGCCCCAUUCUUCUGCUAUGCCAUCACAUGCAUCAGCUCCACUACCUCAAUUGGCCCCACCUCAUCCCUCACCACCUCCCUAUGUUUUGCCUGCACCACCACCGUUAGAGUUACCUCACAUCUCCCCUCCACGUUCGUCCAUUGUACCUGGAGAAGUUCCACCAAAUGCUUCUCCUCCAUCCCCUUUCUUGACCCCUCUGUCUCCAGCUUCUCCUGCAAACCCGUCGCAACCUUUAUCUGCUCCUCCAUCUUCAGAGCCAUUACAUUCCUCUGUUCCACCUUCUCCAGUAAGGCAACAAACUGUUCCCACUGCACCCCCUCAAUCUUCUCAAAGAAAAGAAACACCGGAUAUGGCUCCUCCACCAUCACUAGCUUCUCCAGAGCGAUCACCUUCUCCAAGAACAUUGCCAGAAGGUGCGCCACCUGGCCCCGAAGUUACUCCUAGAUCCCUUCCCCCGAGUUCUCAUCAAUCAGAAGCACCAAAGCAUGCUCCCAUCUCAAGACCAAAUGUUUCAGAACCCAAUACAUCCCCAUUAUCUGCUCCACCUCCAAGCAAUAACCCUGUUAGUGGUAGAUCUUCACCAAUGGCACCUCCAGGUAGAGCACCAAAUCAAUCACCAGAGGACAAGUUUUCACCACAUCAUGCUCCGUCAAAACCUAAAUUUGAGAGACACAAUGCAAAUGCUCCCGCCCCAUUCUCAUUCAAAGUGCCUCCUGCAAAUAACGGAUCUCAUCAUUCACUACAUCAUUCUCCAGUUACAGGAUCUCCAACAGCUAUGGGCCCUUUACCAUCUCCUCCAGGAAUUCCUGAAAUUACUCCUGCGCCUUCACCCCUCCAGAGGGCAUCGCCUGGUAAUUCUGGAAUUCCCUUUCUCUCUCCUAAAAUUUCUCCUUCUGGGUCUUCAACAAGGAAAACAAAGAGACCACUUGCACCACCAAUUUGGUCAUUACCGCCUCCACCACCCAACGCAGAUUGUGCAUACCUUACAUGCCCCGAGCCUUUUACAAAUACGCCUCCUGGAUCACCCUGUGGUUGUGUCUGGCCGAUGCAAGUUGGGCUGCGCCUUAGUGUGCCUUUGUAUACAUUUUUCCCUUUGGUAUCAGAGUUGUCCAGGGAAAUUGCAGCUGGGGUAUUUAUGAAACAAAGUCAAGUUCGCGUAAUGGGAGCCAAUGCAGCAAGCCAGGAAUCAGAUAAAACUAUUGCCCUAGUCGACUUGGUACCCCUUGAUGAAAAAUUUGACAAUGUUACAGCAUUGUUGACAUUUCAGAGGUUCUGGCACAAGCAGGUCAUCAUAGACAAGUCCAUAUUUGGUGAUUAUGACGUGCUGUAUGUACGCUAUCCAGGUCUCCCUGCAUCUCCACCUAUGGCUCCUGCUGACAUUGCGGUUAUUAAUGGCAUGCCUUACUCUGUUCGAGACCCUAAUCAGAAUAGUGUGCAUCCUCUGGGAGUUGAUGUGACAAAGCAGAAGCAUAAAAAAAAACUUAGUGGCAUUGUUAUUGCUGCUAUAAUUUUUUCAGCAAUUGUUUGUGUGUUGAUCUGCUGUUCUGUUGCUUGGGUUCUGCUAUUCAGACAUAUGAACCGUGAUCCUGAACCAGUACAAAUUGCACGUGGUCUACCUUCACUUGGAAGAUCAUCAGGGCCUACAGGAAAUUCAAUUGGGAGUGGUCCAAGCUCUUCAUUGUCAAUUGGAUCUAACCUUGCGGCAUACACUGGAUCAGCUAAGACUUUCAAUGCAAGUGAGAUAGAAAAGGCCACUGAUGGCUUCAGUCCUUCAAGAAUAGUCGGGGAAGGUGGUUUUGGUCUUGUAUAUGGUGGUGUUCUGGAAGAUGAAACUAGUGUUGCUGUAAAGGUUCUCAAGAGAGAUGAUCAGCAGGGUGGUCGGGAAUUCUUGGCUGAAGUUGAAAUGCUUAGCCGUCUUCAUCACAGGAAUUUGGUCAAGUUAAUUGGCAUUUGUACCGAUGAGCACUUACGUUGCUUAAUUUAUGAACUUAUUCCAAAUGGCAGUGUGGAGUCUCAUCUACAUGGGACAGAUAAAGAAACCGCUCCUCUUGAUUGGGCUUCUCGGAUGAAGAUAGCACUGGGUGCUGCACGUGGUCUUGCCUAUUUGCAUGAGGAUUCCAGUCCUCGAGUCAUUCAUAGAGAUUUCAAGUCCAGCAACAUUUUGUUGGAGAAUGAUUUCACACCAAAAGUCUCAGACUUUGGCUUAGCUCGUUCUGCUAUGGAUGGAGACAAUCAACACAUCUCUACACGUGUAAUGGGAACUUUUGGGUAUGUUGCUCCAGAGUACGCUAUGACAGGACACCUUCUUGUAAAGAGUGACGUCUACAGCUAUGGAGUUGUUCUUCUUGAGCUUUUAACUGGAAGAAAGCCAGUAGAUAUGACACAACCACCUGGCCAAGAAAACCUAGCUGCUUGGACAAGGCCAUUCCUCACUACUAAAGAAGGAAUAGAAUUGAUCCUUGACCCCUCCUUAGGGUCUGAUGUAUCUUUAGAUAGUGCGGCGAAAGUUGCUGCUAUUGCCUCAAUGUGUGUGCAAUCUGAGGUGUCUCACCGUCCUUUUAUGGGUGAGGUUGUACAGGCAUUGAAGCUAGUGUGUGAUGAGUGUGAUGACUCCAGGGAUGGCAACUCUAGACAUGGCAGCCAUGAAAACUUAUCGGUGGAUUACGAUGAUAAAGCAAGCCCAGUCUCAGAGGCACCUGAUUACUUACCAACUCAAUUCUCUCUCCAAAACUAUCAAUCUGCAUUAGAUGUUGAGAAGGGUAUGUCAAUGUCCGAAAAUUUCAAUGCAUCAGCAAGGACGUAUAGGCAGACAUCAGAUUCUUUUCAAAGACACUCUGCAUCAGGUCCUUUAAAAACAACAAGGGGCCGGAAUUUUUGGCAGAAAAUGAGGCUGUCUAAUGGAAGUGCAAGUGAGCACGGUAUUAUGUAUAGGUUAUGGGCAGGGUCACACUGAGUGUUCAGAAACUUCUUUUUUAGUUUUUAGUUUAGUGCUUGCUUCUCAUUUUUUUCAAGGUAAUUAGGCAUUUUGUUUUCUUUUAUGUUAAUAUCUUACGGAAUACGGAUAGACGGAAGUGGGAUGAAUGUUCGAGGACAUAUUUGGAGGUCUUGUUUAUAAGUUUACGCCAAGGAUGGAGGUUAGAAGAAUGAGUACUAGCUUGAUUAUCUGGUGUUGAGGUAAAGGCAUUCAUCUGUUUAUUGAAAUGUAUAGAAGAUUUUGUAACAAUGUUAAAUGUAGAUUUUUGGGGCAGUUUCAACUGAAAUAUAACUGUUAAAUGUAAAGCUGGUUUCAACGUAUUAUUACAAAAAUCACAAUAAUAAAGGAAAUCUCUCCUCUCCA